This is a messenger RNA of Xenia sp. Carnegie-2017, 424 nucleotides long. Its product is annotated as translin-like. The record is from RefSeq and is a predicted model, not a curated record. The transcript is spliced from 4 exons. Gene Ontology annotation, molecular function: RNA binding; sequence-specific DNA binding. The coding region runs from base 26 to 424 and encodes 132 amino acids. Gene Ontology annotation, cellular component: cytoplasm; nucleus. NCBI's taxonomy places the organism in Eukaryota, Metazoa, Cnidaria, Anthozoa, Malacalcyonacea, Xeniidae.
UCCCAAUCUCUUGGAUGGAGAAAUUAUGGAAGUCAAUGCUGGUAAUAAAAUAAUAGCAAUGUUUUCCUCUAUUCAAACUUAUGUUGACGAAGAGCAAGAUAUACGUGAGAAAAUUGCUAUAGCUGCUAGAAAUGUUGAAAAGACAACAAGAGAAAUUUUUGCUAUCUUGCAAGCUGUUCAUCAUAACCCACAAUCAGAAAAAAUAUCUGGAAUUUGCAACCAGGCUGAAGAUAAGUUCUUAACACUGAAGUCACAAUAUUCUGACCUUACACAAAUUAUACCAGCUGGACAGUACUAUAGAUUUAACGACCUUUGGAGAUUUGUGAAUCAAAAAGCAUGUUUUCUUGCUUCUCUUCUAUUUUACCUGAAGUUUAACAAGUUGAUAACACGAGAAGAGGUUGCUAAUAUUUUGGGAGGUAAAUGA